Molecule: messenger RNA, 1380 nt
Organism: Ogataea philodendri
Lineage: Eukaryota; Fungi; Ascomycota; Pichiomycetes; Pichiales; Pichiaceae
Exons: 1
Coding region: 1-1380 (459 amino acids)
Biological process (GO): phosphatidylcholine biosynthetic process
Source: RefSeq, a predicted model, not a curated record
AUGACGAAACAGCCGCCCGAUCAGCCUGCUGCAGACACAAACGACUCCAGCGAGUCGUCUGCCGAAGUCGGUAACGCCGAGUCCGCGAUUGUGAGCCAGCCGUCCACAGUCAACUCCACACCGUUGAUGAAGUCGGCUUCUGAUUCCGACUCCCCGUUGCUGAUGGCACUGGAUCUGAGCCACGACAAGAAGUCGCGGAUCCCCAGAAGGUCUUCUUCUAGCAGUAUCAAUAUGGACGACCUUUCGUUUUUCGAUCUGCUGAACCCGCAAAUUCUCUCCACAGAGAUCCGCAAACUACCUACAUACCAACGGGUCAAGAACAUUUCGUCGGAGUCGAUCCGCAAGCUCAACAAGAAGGGUCUCAAGUUCAAUCUGAACCAGGAAGACAUGAAAAACCUCAAGUCUGUUCUCAACAAUAGACUUGACAAAUUGUACGUGCGAAUCGACAAGACCAUCACCGCUUCUAAAACAGAGAAGUUGUACUACGCAACGUCUGUGUACAUGAUCUUCCUGUUUGGACUGGUCAUUGGAAAACACCCAGAAUGGUUCCAUUGGGUGUACACGUUGAUGUUUGUGAUUCUGAUGCCGAUCCGGUUCAUCACGUACUACAAAAUGAACUGGGGCUACUACCUUGCAGACCUAUGCUACUACGUCAAUGGGCUGCUGAUGCUAUUUAUUUGGGUGUUUCCAGACUCGAAACUGCUGUACGUGAGUUGUUUGAGCUUCUCGUAUGGAACACUUUCGUUUGCGGUGAUCACGUGGAAAAACAAGCUUGUUCUGCACUCGAUCGAUAAAACCACCUCGACCUUCAUUCACGUGGUUCCUCCCACGGUGAUGUACGUGAUAACGCACCAGAUACCAUCCGAGUUCAGACAGCAACGGUUUGCGGGCGCCAUGAAACUCAAAAGCUGGGAGAUUUGGAACGGAAUUCUCUACACAUCGGCGAUGUAUUUCGUGUGGCAGUCGCUCUACCACUACUUUAUCACUGUCAAGCGCGCAGACAAGAUCAAAAACGGCAAGAUCACCUCUUUCGAGCACCUUCGCAAGGCGUUUGCCAAGAAACCGGUCGGCAAGUUUGUCAACUCCCUGCCUGAACCGUUCCCUGUUUUCGCAUUUAUGGCACUGCAGUACCUGUACCAGCUUGGAACUAUGAGCGUUUGUCCUCUGGUGUUCAAAUACAAGUACGUUGCCUCGAUCUAUCUGUCGUUCAUCUUUUUCAUGGCCAGCUACAACGGAGCAACGUACUAUAUUGACUUUUACGGCAAGAAGCUCCAGAAAGAGGUCGAGCGGCUCCAGAGUGAAAUCAACGAACUCCAAACCCGCGCGCGCGAACACGAAAGCGAAGACUACUCGCCUGUUGCUGUUCCCAAUACCUCAUAG